AUGUCAAAUCAGAGCUCGGAGUCGACAAAUUCCCGAGAGGAGCGCCCAGAAUGGCAGGAGGAAGGUUUCAAUUCCCGUCAAGAAUGGCAAGACUGGCUAAACGAGUCCGAGGCCACUGAUAAUGCAUAUGACGCCCAGGCGGAGGCGCCGCCGCCUGAUGACAGCGAAGAGGAUGAGGGCUUCGACGAGGAGUUCUUUAGCGAACAAGACUCAGAGGACGAAGAUGACGACGACAAAUCGGAAAGCGGUGAGCCUGGAAAACACGUCGAGCCCGAAGACGACAGCAGCCCCGACGAUCAUUUCGAGGCUGCAGACAACGGCGAGCCUGGAGUAGACGACACUUCAAAUGUCGACGAAACUGCGCUCACUUCUAUUUAUGGCCUCGCGCACGACAAGAACAAAGACUAUGCCCUCGUUGAGCAGUCAGCUCGUGGAGCUCUCAACGCUAUCACCAUAGCCCUUCAGGACAUCAUCAACAGGAGUCAGGCACGACAAGGUGACCCACAGAGUCUUGCGAAAGAGAUCGAAACCGCCUUUGCCACGACUUUGCCUACGUACUCAAGCGUCCAGGCAAUACUCCAAGGUGGACAACAAGAAACCAGCGCUCCCCAGGGGGACGAACACGUCGCCAGCGACAAUGAGGAGGAAGUUCAAGAGAUUGUAACACCCCAUCCGGACUAG
Messenger RNA from Alternaria arbusti, 681 nucleotides. RefSeq lists its product as uncharacterized. Lineage: Eukaryota; Fungi; Ascomycota; Dothideomycetes; Pleosporales; Pleosporaceae. The transcript has 3 exons. Bases 1 to 681 code for a protein of 226 amino acids. The record is from RefSeq and is a predicted model, not a curated record.